Messenger RNA from Suncus etruscus (white-toothed pygmy shrew), 1055 nucleotides. Its product is annotated as histone-lysine N-methyltransferase SETMAR. The record is from RefSeq and is a predicted model, not a curated record. Gene Ontology annotation, cellular component: nucleus. NCBI's taxonomy places the organism in Eukaryota, Metazoa, Chordata, Mammalia, Eulipotyphla, Soricidae. The transcript has 2 exons. The coding region runs from base 1 to 951 and encodes 316 amino acids. Gene Ontology annotation, molecular function: histone H3K9 methyltransferase activity; protein binding; zinc ion binding.
AUGUCCGCCAUGGCCGUCGGGAAGCGGCCUCCGGAGGCGACGCCGUCCGACGCGGGACCCGAGGCGCCGGCCCAGCAGCGAGACCUGGCGCGCGGCCUGGAGAACCUGCCCGUGAGCGUGUGGCCGCCCGGAGCGGAGCCGGAGCCCUUCCAGUACUCUCCAGACCAUGUGGCUGGGCCCGGCACCCUCACCGACCCUGCCCAGAUCACAUUCCCGGGCUGUCGCUGCCUCCACAUGCCUUGUGGCCCCAAGACCUGCUCCUGCUUACAUGGGGGUGUUGACAACUACAACUCGGACCAGUGUCUCCAAGCCCUUGAAACAGCCACCACUGCAUGGUCCACACCUGUAUUCGAGUGCAACGCACUGUGCCCCUGUGCUGAGGAUUGCAGGAACAGGGUGGUGCAGCGGGGGCCCUGGGCUCACCUACAGGUGUUCAAGACACAGUUGAAGGGCUGGGGGCUCCGUACCCUGGAGCCCAUCCCCCGGGGGCGCUUCGUGUGUGAAUACGCAGGUGAAGUGCUGGGGGUCUCGGAAGCCCAGCAUAGGAUGCAGACUCAGUCUCCAGGCAGUUGCAACUACAUCCUGGCAGUCCGGGAACACGUCCAGGGUGGGCAGGUCCUGGAGACCUUCGUGGACCCCACACGUGUCGGGAAUAUGGGGAGGUUCCUCAACCACUCCUGCGAGCCCAACCUGGUGAUGGUGCCUGUCCGUGUGGACUCCAUGGUGCCCAGGCUGGCACUGUUUGCAGCCAGAGACAUCCUGCCAGAGGAAGAGCUUUCCUACGAUUAUUCAGGCAGGUUCUUGAACCAAUGGAAGCAAGAAGGCCCGGAGCCACAGCAGGAGGGGUUGUUGUUGCGGAGACCAUGUUACUGCGGGGCUCCCUCCUGUGCCACUGUCCUUCCCUAUGAUGACUCCCUGUGUAGGCCCUCGAGAGAGCCCCCUAAUACUUAGGUGGGCAUGGGACAGCCGUGUGGCAUGGGCCAACCAUUCCAGACCCUCUUGCAAGCAGCCUCAACCUCCAGGGAGCCAUCUUGGUGUGACUCAUGUGUGGGAGA